Messenger RNA from Protopterus annectens (West African lungfish), 1169 nucleotides. It is a transcript of the gene TMEM215, whose product is annotated as transmembrane protein 215. The coding region runs from base 464 to 1144 and encodes 226 amino acids. The transcript has a single exon. The record is from RefSeq and is a predicted model, not a curated record. NCBI's taxonomy places the organism in Eukaryota, Metazoa, Chordata, Ceratodontiformes, Protopteridae.
UUCUCUUUCCUUACUUCAGUCCCCGUCUCUUACUUUGUGCAUUUCAUUCAAGGAUUGCAUCCUUCUGGUACUGCCUUUAUCUGUUUAACAGUUUUAAUAUCUUAUUGCCUAACUGACUCUGAAUCCUAAAACAACUGCAAAAGACUCCUGGAGCAAUAUGUACAUGAGUGCAUCUUCACUCUAGUUGUAGAAGUAAAUAUAUUAUAUCACACAGUUGUGUGUUAUUCACUUAAAAUCCAUUUGAUGAUUCUUCAUGUUAUAUUGUUCCACAACAGGAGUGUUUAUUACCUCUGAAAUGCAGAACUGGAAAUCGUGGCGACCUGCAUUUUCUUACACUGGGAAACCUAAGUGACCUACUUGCCUGGAAAUGAACUGAUGUUUGGUAAGAAGAGCCAAAAUUUACUAACAAUGUACUGAUAAUAAAACUUGGAAUUUAUCUCUGACAGCUACAAAUGGUUCAGCUAUGAGACCAGAUGACAUUAACCCCAGGACCGGGCUUACUGUGGCUUUGUUAGCAUCUUUCUUUUCUUUGGAUUAUGUUCACUGUUUCAGGGAUAAAGGUGAAACUUUGGGGGACAUUCCCUUAAUUGCCAUUGGACCAGCAAUAUGCUUGCCAGGGGUAGCUACUAUUAUAUUAGCUAAAAAGACAGAUGGGUUUACCAAAUGGCCUGAUGGUAAAUGUGUCUGCUGCAAGAAGGCAAAAGACAGGGAGGGUAUGGAACUGCUGGAAGCCUCGUGGGGGUUCGAAUCACGUAAAGGGAGUAGGGAUGAACUAGAUAAGCAUGGAUGCCAUGAAGAUGAGGAAUUAAAACAUGGAAAAGACUCAGCAUCUUCUACUAUCAAUCUGUUAGAAUCUAGGAGUGUCAUCCGUAGAGUGGAAGAAAAUGAGAUACUCAGGUACAUAGAGGAAUGCUACUCUCCAAACACCUUAGCAGCAAUGAAUGAUGAUGGUACUUUCUGGGCAGUGGGAAGAGUUUGUUCACCAAGAGAUGGCAUCGUCUAUAGUACUGUGGGACCCAGCAUCGGCCAUUCCCCUAUUGACAGCAUUGUUGUCUACUGUCAUGGGAGCAGCAGUCAAAAUGACAGAUACUUUUGCUAUAUAAAUCCUGGAAAAGUUGACUGGGAACAUGAAACAAUAGUGUGAUUGCAGUAAUCCCUGUACAAAAACU